This is a messenger RNA of Condylostylus longicornis, 1629 nucleotides long. It is a transcript of the gene snRNP-U1-70K, whose product is annotated as U1 small nuclear ribonucleoprotein 70 kDa. Gene Ontology annotation, biological process: mRNA splicing, via spliceosome. The record is from RefSeq and is a predicted model, not a curated record. Gene Ontology annotation, molecular function: mRNA binding; U1 snRNA binding. Gene Ontology annotation, cellular component: precatalytic spliceosome; U2-type prespliceosome; U1 snRNP. Lineage: Eukaryota; Metazoa; Arthropoda; Insecta; Diptera; Dolichopodidae. The coding region runs from base 112 to 1323 and encodes 403 amino acids. The transcript has 8 exons.
UUGGGCUUGACGCCAUGAAGGCUAAAGAAUAAAAAAUAUAUUAAUUAAAGGCAAUAUUGAAAUUUUAAAAAAGUAGAAAGACUUAAUUCAAAUUAAAUUAGUUUUUUAAAUAUGACUCAAUAUCUUCCGCCGAAUUUAUUGGCACUUUUUGCACCUAGGGAUCCAAUUCCUUACUUGCCACCAACAGAUAAAUUACCUCAUGAAAAAAAGUCUCGUGGAUAUAUAGGUAUCGGAGCGUUUGCAAAUGAAUUUGAGGAUCCCAAAGAUACCCCUCCUCCGACGAGGGUCGAAACUCGAGAAGAGCGUUUGGAAAGGAGGCGUAGAGAAAAAGCCGAACAGGUAGCAUAUAAGCUUGAACGAGAAAUUGCAAUGUGGGAUCCAAAUCAAGUUGGAGAAGCAACAGAAGAUCCUUUUAAAACCUUAUUUGUUGCUAGAAUUAAUUAUGACACAUCUGAAUCAAAAUUACGUCGUGAAUUCGAAGUAUAUGGACCUAUUAAAAAGAUUAUUAUGAUUCAAAAUUCUGAAACUGGAAAACCAAGAGGUUACGCUUUUAUCGAAUAUGAACAUGAAAGGGACAUGCAUUCUGCUUAUAAACAUGCAGAUGGCAAAAAAAUUGAUGGUAAACGUGUUUUGGUUGAUGUUGAAAGAGCUCGUACAGUUAAAGGUUGGCUCCCUCGCAGAUUAGGUGGUGGACUUGGUGGUACACGUAGAGGUGGUGCUGACGUGAAUAUUAAACACUCUGGUAGAGAAGACAACGAAAGGGAACGUGAAAGAUAUCGCCUCGAAAGAGAACGGGAAGAUAGAAGAGAGAGAGAUCGUGACAGAUUUGAACGGCGUAGAUCAAGAUCCAGGGAUAGAAUUGAUCGAAGAGAACGUGAAAGAUCUCGUCAUCGAAGUAGAUCAAGAGAGAGAAGAAUAAAACGAAGAAGCAGAGAUCGGGAUGAAGACUAUGAAAGGAGAGAAAGACGAGAACGUGAAAGAGAAAAGGACAAGAAAAAGAAACGUUCUAAAUCACGUGAGAGAGAUCGCGAUAGAGAUCGCGACCGUUCUGAAAAGAAACGUGAAAAACGUGAUAGAGAUCGUGGAGACAGAGAUCGGGAAAAGAAAGAAAGAAAACCAGAAUUCCGUGAGGGUGAUAUUAAAAUUAAAGAAGAACCAAUUGACGAUUAUCCUGAUUAUUCGGCGCAAAUUAAUUAUCAACAAACUUCUAUCAAAUAUGAAAAUGAAGAUGAAGAAAAAUAUAGACCAACUGAAAUUGAAAGAGAUCGUGAACGUGAAAACGGACAAAAUUAUGAAAAUGCAGGCGAAGGAUGGUGGCGUUAAACAAAUGAAAUUAAAAAUAAAUGAAUUAGUGCUAAAGUUAACCCGAGACUAGGACAAAAAAGUUACAUGUGUGUAUUUUAAACGUUUUCAAAUUGUAUAGAGGUUAUUAUACGGAAAAUUAUAGAUAAACAAGAAAUUAAUUUGAUCGUGAUUUAAUUAAGAAACUUUUUACUUUACCAAUGUAUGUUAGCGCUAGUUAAACAAAUUAAAAAGUAAAACCAAUUGUUUACAUUUUUAUUUUCCAUUGAAAACAAAUUAUAAUAAUAUAAUUUUUUUAAUAAACUUAAUCUUCAUAAGUAAACAAAU